This is a messenger RNA of Spodoptera exigua (beet armyworm), 1574 nucleotides long. The record is from the annotation of a GenBank genome assembly. NCBI's taxonomy places the organism in Eukaryota, Metazoa, Arthropoda, Insecta, Lepidoptera, Noctuidae.
CGGCCAUCUUGGGUCAACUGUCAGUUGUCAACGCGCGGUCUCACCGCGCAUGCGUGAUUGUAGUUUUGUGAGCAAACUUUUUUUAAAACUAAACCAUGAAGCUCCUUGGCGUAAUACUCCUGACUGUCGCAGCAGUGUCGGCUAUCCCCAGGAGUGCAACCAGACAGCAACCGGUGACAGCACACAUCACCUCUCUCAGCGACAAGGACGCUAGAAGCAAGGCGAGGGUACAUCCAGCUUUCGCCAAUGCAGGCCGUGUAGCCGGCGUCGAAGUUUGGAGAAUUCAAGACUUCGAGCCCGUUGCAGUUUCAGCAGCUGAUUUCGGCAAAUUCUACAAAGGCGAUUCCUACAUUGCCUUGAGGACUACAGCUGACAAACGCAACAAUUUAUCUUGGAACAUUUACUACUGGAUCGGCAGCGAAUCGUCACAGGACGAGUCUGGCGCCGCAGCAAUAUUGACUGUUGGACUUGAUGACAAAUUUAAUGGCGCUGCUAUUCAACACAGAGAAGUUUUAGGACAUGAGAGUGAAGACUUCAAAGGAUUAUUCCCAUCAGGCUUACAAUAUUUAAGUGGUGGCCACGCAUCUGGCUUCAACCAUGUUGUUACAAACGCUGGCGCUGAAAAGAGACUUAUCCAGGUGAAAGGCAAACGAAACGUUCGUACACGGCAGGUAGACCCCCUGAUCUCUUCGAUGAACAAAGGAGACUGUUUCAUCCUGGACAUUGGUAACGAAGUCUACGUCUACGUCGGAGAAAGCGCAAAGAAUAUGGAGAAACUGAAGGCUAUGUCGGUAGCCAACCAGAUCAGAGACCAGGAUCAUAAUGGGAGAGCUAGAGUGGAAAUUAUUGACCAAUACUCCAACGAUGUGGAUACCCAGAAGUUCUUCACCGCACUAGGAUCAGGAGCCAAAGACCUGGUGCCAGAAGCAAGCGCUGGUGGAGACGAUCAGGCCUUCGAGCGCACUGAAGAACAAUCAAUUGUUCUAUCAGAAGUGUCGGAUUCUUCAGGAAAAGUGAAGGUCACUGCUCUCUCCAAGCCAUACACACAGGCACAAUUGAAACCACAGGAAGCAUACAUUUUGGACACAGUGACCGGUAGCAUUUACGUUUGGACCGGCAAGCAAGCUACGGAGAGGGAGAAGACUGAAGCUAUGAACAAAGCUCAGCAACUGUUGUCGUCAAAGAAUUACGCGUCUUGGGUCAAAGUACUGAAGAUACCUCAGGGCACUGAACCUGCGAUCUUCAAACAAUACUUCACAACUUGGAGGGACCUCGGCAUGUCACACACAAGAAUAGUAUAAAUUAAUAACUCAUAAACAAAAAUAUCAAACCUAAACAAAUAAUCACUCAGCAGCAUAGCUUAUCAUUUUUUUUUCAAACAAACAAGUAUAUUAAAAAUAAACUGGAAUGAAAAUAAAAAAACAAAGAAGCGUUUGGAAAAGCCGCCAUCUAUGAAUUGCAACUGUAACUAACUAAUACUUUAAGCGCUGCCAUCUAGUUGUCGAAUACGCAAGUUAAGUAUGUAUGUUGUACCAAUAAUAAAAUACCGAACAAAAUAAAUACUCAUUUUAUUA